AGUGCUUGCGCAGCGCUUCCUCAGUUAUUUGACUAAACGAUUCGCCAGCUAAGGGAUGACCAGACAUGCAUGUAUUUUCGCCGUUAUGUUGGCCAGUUCAUUGUGCGCGUUGCGAUUAGGCUUUCGCCGCAUUCCAUGGCAGAAGCUUGGUAUGAAGAAACGCACCCCCACCCCGGGAUCUCAUCGCUACAACAUAAGUGAGUAUAAGGAAUACAGCAUGGCAAGGCUUCUGUGCACUAAAGAGCCAAUAUGGUUAUACAACACAACCGGAAGCAUUGAUCGGGAAUGCGAAGUUGAUGGAAUGGAGAUGAUAAGCCGACUUGAAGUUUUCUUGCUGCGAUCAUACUACGAAAACGGAGCAAAGGUAUCCGCCCACAUUGAAGGAAGGUUUGAUCCAAGUGAUAAAAAGCGCAUGUUUCUUAAGAUUCCAACUGCGGCAAGAGCGAUUGUGCAAAGUCUUACUGAAGAGUUGGUGUACCUCAGCAAGAAGUUAAGAUGCGCAGUUAUUAAGAUCACAGUCGCUCCAGGUCUCCAAGGCACGGGUCUCGAAUAUGUCUAUGACCUCAGAGUUCGAACUCGUCCAUUAGCCAGGGGUCCUAGCCGGGGAUGUAUCGGGAAAUUUGCAAAGCUGGCAACAAGUUCUUCCCGCAUAUAUCAGCCACGUUGUCAGGACAUACUGCGCAAACAGAAUGAACAAAAACUUAUUAUUGAAGGAAAGGGAAAACCAAAAAACGACCAUCUUUAGUUUUCGGUUGCUGCAUGACCUUCUGUAGCGAAGAGCCUUUGGAUGCCAGUGAACAUUAUAUAAGCUUACCAAACAUAUUUACCUAAGCAAUUUACCUAUGGUGACAUGAGUGUCUCACCAUAUCAAUUUGAAUUGCCGCUUUGCUCAAUUUAUAUAAGGAAAACGUUUGACUACGUAACGUGGAGAGAAACAGUUAUAAUUCAACAUUUCCAUACUACUAUUUUCAAAUUUUCAUCAUUUCGUCUACAUUAUUCUCUGCAAAACCGACAGUAGGGUAUCUGCUAAAAAGCUCGGGAAUCCUUAAGUUUCUUUACAGGCAAAACCUCACUGAGGCUUCACUUGAAACUUUUUUGGUCAUGAAUUUUCUGUUCUUGCAGAAGUUUUCUCGCAAGCCACGUUUCGGUCUGUCUAUUUCUCCCGUAAACAUAAUGCAUCGGAAGUAGAAAUAAUAAGGAGUGUGAAAAUAUUUGAAAAAAAAAUUGAAUAAGAAAUCGAAUCGCGUUUUAUUCGCUACUGUACUCGAAUCGAACAGCGCAUACUAGAAAUACCCAAUAUUUUUCGAAUAUAUUUCAAAUAAUAAGCAUCGAUAAAAAUCCCGAGAGUAACGAAACGUUGGAACAAAGUGGGGUAACGGUUUGAUCACAGGAUGCAGGCGUUCAUCAUUCCACUAUCUUCAUCAUGACUUUCAUGGAGAUGUUGGCUCAGGAAUAUUGUUUAAUAUUUAUAAGUUCUAUUCAAAAGCUCUUCACAAAGUGCCAUCGGAAAUACUCUUGUCACAGCUGUAUUUCGACGUGCACUUACAAAAUAUUUCUAAGGCUCUAGUUGCUGCUGUAUACGAUUUUGUUGCAGUUUACAUAAUUGUAGUACUUUUUUCCUGGUUAAAAUUAUUCAUACUGUUUCUGUGUUAAAGCUGGUGAAUAUUUCUUUCGAAUAAACUGCUUUGGAAUUCAUCGGCUCUUUCAAAAAUGGUUCCAUCUGCCCAUUCUAGGGCUGCUUUAAAAAUGGUUUCCUUUCGAUUUGAAAACUAUUUCAAUAGUAUUCAGUUCGUAUCCGUGUUUGAUUCGGUGCCAUCGCUAUUCAAUUCGUAUUCGAUUCAGGCUCUAAACUUCGCUGUUCGGGCAUCCCUAGAAAUAGUUCCCAAGAUGGCGAAGUGUGUCGAAACAGGACAUGAGGCUGAAGGGCUGUAAACUGAGAGCUUCCGGCACUUUAUAUGCAAAUUCAGGACAAGACAUAGGAAGUAGUAAGAGUAAUCAUUUUGGGUGUGCGAACUCUUGCAGCAUUUUCUUGAUUUUUCACAGACACGAGAAGCCGUUCUUUUUCUUAGAGAUCACGCGGGAAAGUACAGUGCGAAGCCCAGUCUAUCAUAGUUUUCUCGAAUCUGAGUUUUCAGCUAGUUUAUAGCGCAGUCCAGCCUAUGCGUUUUGUGCGCGCUACUCUACGCGGCUGGCGUCUUUAAGUAGACCUGCGAGUCGCCGCGCCGCGCCGCCAGCACCACCGCCGCCGCCGAAGACGCAAGAAUGAUCACGACAUCCCCGACGCCACCGCGCAAUAAUUGCGGCCCGCCGCCGCUGGUCGUUUCGCUUAUACCGAACGCGGAAUAUGAAGAUAAGAUACAUAACUUGAACCGAAGUUGUGUCGUCCUCUCCUCCAGAAGUCUCACGAGUAUUGGCGCCCACCACUGGAAAAUCUGAGGUGCUAGGACAGGUGCUGCGGUGCGUCGGCUGGUUCGGGAACGCAGGCGCGCGCUGAUAACCAAAUUUUAGAAUGUCGCGUGCUCUGUAAUUUUGAUUAAAUGUGUACGUUUUUCACCUUUGGCUGUGCCUGGGGAAUAAUGGAAAGCAAUGCGAUAUGCAGUGUUUUUGAAUGCAUUUGAUAUGGAAAGCCAGCACUCGAUGCCUUAGUGUAGGACGUACGCAAUAGAGCCCGGUGUCAGCCUUCACACGUGUCGUCAGGGUGAGAAGUAGCGUGAAGCUUCGAUUCCCAUCGGCUGUAUACCUCAAAGAGGGUUGCAUUGUUAUUAGAUGUCAAGAAUCUUACAGCGGAGUUCAAUCCGGUGGUGGUGGUGUGCGGCGUGACCACCCCUACUACGCAUGCGCAAUCCCUCUCCUCUGUCCCUCUCCGCUCCCCUCUCCACUUCCCCCUUCACCACUCCCCUCUGAAACGCGGGCUCUACAUGCCGAAACACUGCUUCUCAUCGCCUCAUGGUACCCUUUAGCGGGAGAUGGUGUGAUUUUUUUUCACCUGAGGGAUUGUUCAGGAGAAGGCAAUGCCUGCCGUUAAAAGGAGUUGGCCCGUGUGAACAAAAAUGCUAGCAAAAAUAGGAAUGAGGCUGUCGCGUGACUGUUGAUCCACAAUCUUGAAAAUUCGCGUCAACAGUAAAACGCUCUAACAACUUGCACAUUGAGGUAUUUUUUUGCAGCAAAACCACAUAACACAGGUGCUCCGUUUAGGCCUAUUCUGUCAUAAAGAGAUUGAUGGACAUUAACGUUUCUAAAUUUCUUCAAAAUCAGCUUGUAACCUUGAAGGAUUUGGAUCAUUUUUGUAUGCCCAAAUAGUUUUUUUUACCUUCUUAACAAGUUCAACCCCUGGAAAUUGCAAUUUGUUAGCACUGCUGGGCAAGAUUUGUAUUAUAGCAUUCCACGUGGCCCUUAAUGACAAUUGUAAGAGCGUAUUAAAGAUGAUAAUGAUGAAUUGGAAUUUGCCAGCAAAUGUGGCGUAUCAGUACGAAGGUUCCUUGAAAUACUAUCAUUUUACUUACAGUCCACUUUUGUCGUAUGCAAUGAAGAAUUGUACAUACAAAGGUAUGGCAUAUGCAUAGGAUCACAGGUGGCUCCGAUCCUUAGCCCAAUUGUCUUGGGGUGGAUGAACAAAAAAAUUGCAUCUAACCUAAAUAACCUUGCCAAGAACAUCUUCCGAUAUGUGGAUGUUUACUUUGUCUUUGUUCAACACAGUGCGCUUGACAGAGCUGUAGUAGAUAUCUUAAAAUUGUUCAAGGAAUGUAGCAGAGGGCUACAAUGUACUUGUGAACUGCCAAGAGAUGCUGAACUGCAGUUUUUAGAUUUGACAUUACGACGUAAGCCAGACCAUGUUUGCUGGUCAUAAAGUCCGCGUUCAAAAAAGCCCCUGCUUAACUACUCCUCCGGCCACUCAAAGACCAUAAAAACGGCAUAGCCUACUCUUGCCUGCGCGCGGGACUGGCCAAGUCGUGUCCCGAAAACAUGAGUGAAAGUUUCAACAAACAUGUUGUUAGACUGAUAAGUGCAGGUUACGAGGAGCAUGUUCUGCGCAUAUCAGCGCAGAAGUUUGUUUGAGAUAUGCGCAAGGGCUUUAAAAUAUAAAGACUUCGAAGAAAUAAAUGCGUCGCAAUACCUUAUUCGCGCAGAAUGGCGCCUAAUCUAAAGAAUGUUGGCAGAAGGUACGGCUUGAAUGUUGUGUUUUCCGUACCAAACAAACUCGGGUAAGUAUGUGCAUGGCUGGAUUGUAAACUGUCGGCCAAAAAUGAUCGGUUCGAGUGCAUCACUAAGCAUGCCUCUCCGUUUGUACAGUUUAAAACCGCAGUUGUGUGUUGUUUGCCUCUGUCAUGUGGAAAUAUAUACAUCGGCCAAACUGGCCGGUGCGUUAACACACGACUUUAAGAGCGCAAGUGAUCACUACAAAACAAUGUUCAUUCACACAUUAAACGACAUUGCUUGGAAUGCACUGCACGUCGCUUUUCCCUGAAACUGAGAUACUUUCCAAUCACAAGGAUCAGCUGACCAGGGACGUGAUCGAGGCUUUCCACAUCACUAAAAGAAAAUAUGUUUGUACGAGGCAAGCAUCGAUUCUUCUGAGCGAAUGUGAAUUGUCUUUUUUAGAAGAUCGCUGGAAACUGUUAUAACUUGAAUGUCAUUGUUAC
Rhipicephalus sanguineus (brown dog tick) is the source of this 4640-nucleotide messenger RNA. RefSeq lists its product as uncharacterized. Bases 56 to 745 code for a protein of 229 amino acids. NCBI's taxonomy places the organism in Eukaryota, Metazoa, Arthropoda, Arachnida, Ixodida, Ixodidae. The record is from RefSeq and is a predicted model, not a curated record. The transcript is spliced from 7 exons.